Molecule: messenger RNA, 668 nt
Organism: Pseudopodoces humilis (Tibetan ground-tit)
Lineage: Eukaryota; Metazoa; Chordata; Aves; Passeriformes; Paridae
Source: RefSeq, a predicted model, not a curated record
AAAACCAAACCGAGGGGGAAUUUCCGGAUGAGAUUUCCUUCCCCGCGGGGACCCUGAACACGACCCUGGUCCGGCUGCAGCCGCGGGGCCGGUACCGGCUGGAGCUGCGGGCUCGGACCCGCCUGCUGCCGGUUUUGGGGAGCGUCGGUUUUGGGGAGGUGGGCGAGGAUUUCACCGUCCUGCGCUGGACCCUCGCCCAGCCCCAGGCCAACAUCGAGUUCGAGGUGGAGUACAUGAGCAAAACCAUGCUGCCCCGCCCCGCCGGAGGUUUCGCCACCGAGGGUUGGUUCAUCGGCUUCGUCAGCGCCGCGGUUCUGCUGCUCCUCCUCAUCCUCAUCCUCUGCUUCAUCAAACGCAGCAAGGGGGGCAAGUAUUCGGUGAAGGACAAGGAGGACACGCAGGUGGACUCGGAGGCGAGGCCCAUGAAGGACGAGACUUUUGGGGAGUACCGUGACGGCGAGGAGAAGGCGUCGGGCAGCUCGGGGGGCUCGGUGUGCGCGGCGGGCGCGGCGCUGGGCAGCGAUGACAGCCUGGCCGGUUACGGCGGCAGCGCCGAUGUCCAGUUCAACGAGGACGGCUCCUUCAUCGGCCAGUACAGCGGCACCCGCGGCACGGCCGGCGGCAGCUCCGGCCCCGCCAGCCCCUCGGCCGCCGCGCCCCUCGACUGA